AUGGCCGAGGCUCGGGAGGAGCCUCUGGCGCUCUCCUCCGCCGGGCCGAGACCCCAAAGCUCGGCUCAGCACCGCGCCCAGGGCCGCCGCCCGUGCUGCCCCGCACCCCGCCCCGGCACCCUUCGGGCUGCGGCACCCCGACCCCGCCCGCGCCCCCUCCUCCCGCCUUCCUCCCCCUCCCCUCGCAACCAGGCUCCCAGACCCUCGCGGGCUCCUCGGCUCCUCCACCCCCUCCGCCAGCCCCCGGGCCCCGCGUCCCACCCCCUGGCCCGGCUCGGCUCGGCCCGGCCCGCCCCCCCCUCCCUCCCUGGCCGCCCCCCCUCCCGGCUCUCGUGUGUUCCCAGCGGUGGCAGGAUGCCAAGUGUAAGUGUAAGUUGCUAUAGCAACCCCCUCGGAGAGCGGAGCAGAUCCGGAUCGGCACCGAGCAGCAGCAGCAGCCGCCCGGACCCCCCUCGCGGGCCGGCCCCGCUCCGAGGUGCGUGUCCCCCCCACCCGUCCCUCCCCCCGCCGCCCCUCCCCGCUCUCCGGAAAUGCCAGGGCAGCCGCACCGGGAGGCGCUGGUUCCCCUUUGUGCUGCUCGCCGGCAGCCCGGUGCCCGGCCGGCGUCCCCCCCCGCCCCGAGCUCCCCCCCCGCCUCGCCGCCGAACCGCCCGGGGAGCCCGAGCCGGCCGGUGCCGCGCCGCGCCGCGGGGAGAGCCCGUCGCCCGCCGGGGAGCGGCGCGGUGGGUGCCGCGGAACGACCGCGCCUCCGCGGGGCUGCGCCCAGGCCGGCCCGGGGCGGUGCGUGGCGGCGAGACGCUCCGCCGGCCUCGGGACCGGCCCUCGCCCGCCGCCGGGCCCCGCGCCGCCGCCUCCCGCGCUUGA
This is a messenger RNA of Colius striatus (speckled mousebird), 864 nucleotides long. RefSeq lists its product as uncharacterized. The coding region runs from base 1 to 864 and encodes 287 amino acids. The record is from RefSeq and is a predicted model, not a curated record. The transcript has a single exon. Lineage: Eukaryota; Metazoa; Chordata; Aves; Coliiformes; Coliidae.